GUCAACGACAACCUCCUGGAGCUUCUCAUCAUGAACAACGCCUGUAAGGUCGCAUCGCCUUCCAGGGUGACUGCCGUGAUCCUGUGUUUUCCGUAUGCCCGACAAGACAAAAAGGACAAGAGCCGCGCUCCGAUUUCUGCGAAAACUUGCGGCCAAUAUGCUGUCAGUGGCUGGGGCAGAUCACAUCAUCACCGUGGACCUGCACGCCUCACAUCCAGGGAUUCUGUGACAUCCCGGUGGAUUAUUUGUACGCAGAGCCCGUGGUCCUGCAGUGGAUCCGGGAGAACACUGCCGAGUGGGACAACUGUAUCAUAGUUUCACCUGACGCCGGGGGAGCCAAGAGGGUCACCUCGAUUGCAGACAGGCUGAAUGUGGAAUUUGCCCUGAUUCACAAAGAGAGGAAGAAAGCAAAGUGGACCGGAUGGUUCUGGUGGGCGACGUGAAGGACCGCGUGGUCAUCCUCGUGGCUGACACGUGUGGCACCAUCUGCCACGCCGCGGACAAGCUACUCUCAGCUGGAGCCACCAAAGUUUAUGCUGUCCUCACACACGGGAUCUUCUCUGGGCCAGCUAUUUCCAGAAUAAAUAAUGUCGCCUUUAAAGCUGUUGCGGUCACAAACACCAUUCCGCAGGAGGACAAAAUGAGACACUGUCCCCAGAUUCAGGUUAUUGAUAUCUCGAUGAUCUUGGCAGAGGUGAUCUGAAGAACACGCAACGGCGAAUCUGUGUCUUACCUGUUCAGCCAUGUAUCGCUAUAGAUCCCGGACGUGGGUAUUUUGAGGCCACAACUUUCAAGUUCAUAUAAUUCCACUGUGGAAGUUCGUAGUUUAUAUAUUUUGAGGUUCCCAAAGGUGACUUCAGAUUGAAACCUUCUGUGUAAAUAAUGAUAAUGGCUAUGGACAUUUGGGUAAAACUCUGUAUGCAGAAUUAGCCUUUUGUUUCGGAGUGAAUCUUAGAAAAUUUAUAACACCCUGAAUUUUGAUUUUUUUUUUUUUUUAAGUAACCAGAUGUCAAAUGAACCAUUGGGGUUAUUGUGCUUAAUGUGACCAAAUUUUAUGUGGCUUAAGAUGGCCACGGACACGUUUACCGUCUGAUAGACAUUAGCCGUAUCAGAGGCAAUGUAGUUUGGUGUCUUUUUUGUUAUUGCUACUUCUG
Messenger RNA from Leopardus geoffroyi (Geoffroy's cat), 1154 nucleotides. Its product is annotated as ribose-phosphate pyrophosphokinase 2-like. The transcript has a single exon. Gene Ontology annotation, cellular component: cytoplasm; ribose phosphate diphosphokinase complex. Gene Ontology annotation, molecular function: ribose phosphate diphosphokinase activity; magnesium ion binding. NCBI's taxonomy places the organism in Eukaryota, Metazoa, Chordata, Mammalia, Carnivora, Felidae. The record is from RefSeq and is a predicted model, not a curated record. Bases 422 to 703 code for a protein of 93 amino acids. Gene Ontology annotation, biological process: purine nucleotide biosynthetic process; 5-phosphoribose 1-diphosphate biosynthetic process.